Asterias rubens (European starfish) is the source of this 2525-nucleotide messenger RNA. Its product is annotated as E3 ubiquitin-protein ligase TRIM56-like. The transcript has 4 exons. The coding region runs from base 106 to 2046 and encodes 646 amino acids. Gene Ontology annotation, biological process: positive regulation of DNA-templated transcription. Gene Ontology annotation, cellular component: nucleoplasm; chromatin. Gene Ontology annotation, molecular function: zinc ion binding; ubiquitin-protein transferase activity; protein binding. Lineage: Eukaryota; Metazoa; Echinodermata; Asteroidea; Forcipulatida; Asteriidae. The record is from RefSeq and is a predicted model, not a curated record.
CAACAACCACGCCCUAUGUGACUUCAUACCAAACUACUCCCGUUCUACUCGUUGCUCGAAGGAGCAAUUUCCUCGCCUCAAGACUGCUCGAUCUUUCCUGGUAAAAUGGCGACGAUAUCUACAGUACUGAAGGAAAUUAGUAAAGACUUUUUGGAAUGUGGUAUUUGUUUUGAGCGGUACACAAAUCCCAAAAUCCUCAGAUGCGUGCACAGCUUCUGUGAACAUUGCUUAGUUCAGUUAUUUGGCAACGAUGUAGUAAAACCUUGUCCAGUGUGUCGGCAAGAGACGCGACUACCUGCGCGCGAGGGCGUCGGUGGACUCAAGACCAAUGGGUUCCUGAUAACGCUGAUAGAGAAAAUCGAGCUCAAGGAGAAGAUUGCCAAAACCUUAGACAAAGAGGAACGUACAGUGCCUUGUGAUUUAUGUACUGAGAACGAGGUUACACAUCAUUGUUUAAACUGCUCUCAGAAUAUCUGCCAAGGCUGCAUGAAAAUUCACAAGCGAAGCAAAGCUUUGGCUGAUCACACAGUCGGAACCUUGAAAGAUAUUCGCGAGGGAAAGGUUACUUUACCAGAGGUACAGAAGGAGUACACAUGCAUCAAGCACAUAGGUGAGACCAAUCGAUUCUACUGUGAGACAUGCCGUGUCUUGAUCUGUCGUGACUGUACAGUUGUAGAUCAUUGCAAACCCACGCAUAAGUACAUUGAUCGCGCGGCAGCUGCAGCCAAAUACAAGAAAAAUUGUAAUGAAAUCUUCCCCAGAUUCACCAAUCAAAUCAAAAAAUUACAAGCAUGCUUAGGGAGUGUAAAUACAGAUCAAGAGGAAUUUGAAAAGAAAGUUUCACAAACAGUGCAAGAGGUUAAAAAGGGAGCAGAUCGGUUGAGGGACAAGGUAAAAGCCGAAGAAGACCGAAUUCUUGGAGAGAUCCAAGAACUAAAGGAGGAUCGUAGCACAGCAUUUGAAGAACACAAAGAAACAAUAACUGCUUUGCUUCAGAGGAAGCAAAAUACGCUAACCAUCGCAAGAGAUGUAACCAACGUAGGCUCAGAGAGCGACUUUCUGUCUUUAUUUCCAAUCAUCAAACAACAUUUGAGUAUCUUAAGAGGUGAUGUCCCCCCUCGAAUUUACGCCGAUUUCCACUUCAAGCAUCUCGAUCAGACUGGGUCCAUAAUCGGCAAACUGAAUGUCGGAAGAGAGUGGAAGCUGUGUCGCGAAGUCGGUGGGAAUUUGCCCGGGUUGGAUGAGACGUUUUGGGAUGUAGCAGCUGUAGGAAGUGGCAAGCUUGCAGUUACUACCACUAACAGCCGAUUGGUUAUCUUUAACACUGAUGAUGGUAAAACCAUUCGAGCGGAUGAACUUCAAGGCACUGGUCCUUUUAACAUUACAUCUGUUCUGUGUGGCCCAGUGGUUGUUGAUGACAACGGAUUUGUUCAGAAAUACGACAAGGAUUUCAGGCAAGUUUGGAGCGAAAUCCCCCAUGAAGGGGGAAACGACAUUCUGCGCUCAGGCAUCAGCUGGCGAAGAAUGGUCUACAAGGCGGAUUCAGUGUAUAAAGGAAAAGGUCGCCGCUCGUGUAUCUGUACGAAGAGAGACGGCACUGUUGUGGUAGGACAUUCUAGCGAGAGUGGGUUAUCCUUUUACCAAAAUAUUGGUAGUGGGAUCACUGUUAUACCACUGGAGAAGCCAGCAGGGUUCUUGGCCACUGACUGCAAUAACAGAGUGGUUGUCGGUGGCUUUGAUGAUGAUAACCAAGUUAUUGUUAUCGAUGACCAAAACGCUACCCUACUCACCAUCAAACCCACCAUGAAUGGUCAACCCGUCGACUACUGCAGGGGCAUAUGCUGCGACAACUCGGGUAUCUACGUUGCCGUUAGCAACCGUGACCCUGUGUCUGGGCACAUCCAUCAUUAUGAUAGUUAUGGGAAAUUCAUCUCCUGUAUUAUUCAGGGUCUUAGUCAACCAACGGCAAUCACAAUCUGGGAAGAUGGUCAACAACUAGCAGUCUUAGUAGACAAGGCAAAGGUGAAAAUUUACCAAAAGGUAUAAUUUCGUCCCCUGUGUUACAUACGGAUUUAAUUAGCCCCAAACAAGUUAAUACUAUAACCAGCCACUCUUGGUAGUGGCUACAGUAGAUUGUGGGAUGGAGGGAAACUGGCACAAAGGAGUUCCAGCUGAAGAUGUUCUGCAUCUCAGCAAUGUUAUAGUGUUAGACAUGGCUAGACUGAGAACAAACAAAAAGCCUGGUUUUAACCACCCAAACAUCCCGAUAAUAAUGAACCAUUGUAGCACAUGUAUUUUACUGGUCCUAACGUUGGACAAAAUUUCCGAACAAGAUAUGCAUUUUAAGUAGUAUUAACAAAUAUAACUUAUACCUACAUCAAUGUCAUUUGUAAGCAAUUUUCUUUUCAGUAAUUCUAUUACAGUAUUAGCACUAAAUUCAAAGUAUUUCAGAAGCUUGGCUUAAAGGCAGGGGACACUAUGGGUAAGACUCAACAUAAUUAUUAGCAUAAACCUUUACUUGGUAA